Messenger RNA from Schizosaccharomyces octosporus yFS286, 2974 nucleotides. Its product is annotated as transcription factor TFIIH complex subunit Ssl1. Gene Ontology annotation, molecular function: zinc ion binding. Gene Ontology annotation, cellular component: transcription factor TFIIH core complex; transcription factor TFIIH holo complex. The record is from RefSeq and is a predicted model, not a curated record. Gene Ontology annotation, biological process: regulation of transcription by RNA polymerase II; nucleotide-excision repair; DNA-templated transcription. NCBI's taxonomy places the organism in Eukaryota, Fungi, Ascomycota, Schizosaccharomycetes, Schizosaccharomycetales, Schizosaccharomycetaceae. The transcript is spliced from 2 exons. The coding region runs from base 326 to 1594 and encodes 422 amino acids.
UUGCUGGAUUGGAUAAAUAAGCCUUUGUUGCAAUGCGUUAUACGAUCUUGUUCAUACCUCUGACCGUGGAUGGGAUGUGUGCUGUUGUUCUAAACCUCUGGCGGGACCAGAAGAUAGAAGGAUUCAUUGUACAGAAUAGGAUAUAUUAGGAAAAUAGAAAGAGAAAUUUUGGCUAGGGUUCUUUUUUUUCUCCGACUAUUUUCUACUCCUACUGAAAGUAUUUGAAGAUUUUUUGGAAGCGAACCAUUCUGUUUUUACAUUUAAUUUUCUAUUCAAAACUCUAACAACUGUGCCGAACAGUUCAUGCUUUUAUUAGGAUUUCUCGAUGAGUAAAGCGGAUAAGAACUAUGAUUCUGACAAGUCUGAAAGCGAAGAUGAACAGCAAAACGGAAGAGUGAGUAACAAAGGACGCAAAAGCGAUGAUAACGAAGGAUAUACUUGGGAAGGUGAAUAUCAGCGUUCAUGGGAUAUUGUUCAAGAGGAUGCUGAAGGGAGUUUAAUUGGGGUAAUUGCAGGAUUGAUCAAUGCAGGAAAAAGAAAAAGAUUGCUUCGUGACACGACGCCUUUGCGAAGAGGAAUCAUUCGUCACAUGGUUUUAGUUUUAGAUCUGAGCUCUGCAAUGGAAGAGCGAGAUUUUCAUCAUAAGCGAUUUGAACUACAAAUUAAAUAUGCAGUUGAAUUUGUCAUGGAGUAUUUCGAACAGAAUCCCAUUUCUCAAUUGUCAAUUAUUGGCGUAAAAGACGGUAUCGCUCAGCGCAUUUCCGAUUUACAUGGAAAUCCGCAAUCUCAUAUCCAAAAGUUAAAGUCACUUCGUGAGUGUAAUGGAAGUUUUUCCCUUCAAAACGCUUUGGAAAUGGCAAGAGCUUCUUUAUCCCACAUUGCUUCUCACGGAACAAGAGAGGUAUUAAUUAUAUUUGGUUCUAUCUUUUCUUCUGAUCCUGGAGACAUUUUUCGAACAGUUGAUGCUCUUGUUUCUGAUCAAAUUCGAGUCCAGAUCGUUGGUCUCGCUGCUGAGGUUGCUAUCUGCCGUGAAAUUUGUGACCGAACUAACAGUUCUUCUACAAACGCGUACGGCGUUGUCUUAAGUGAACAACACUUCCGUGAACUACUUAUGGAAAGCACAAUUCCUCCAGCAACGAAUUCUUCAAAAACCGCUGACUCCUCCCUAGUAAUGAUGGGGUUUCCCUCGAAGGUAAUUGAGCAACUUCCAAGUUUAUGUACGUGUCAUUCUUUACCCUCUCGUGGUGGCUUUCAUUGUCCCCGUUGUAGAGCAAAAGUUUGCACUUUGCCCAUAGAAUGUCCUAGUUGUAAACUAGUUUUGAUUUUAUCCACCCACCUUGCCAGAUCCUAUCACCAUUUAUUUCCUUUAAAAAAUUGGAUAGACUUACCUUGGUCCGCAAAACCCACUUCGUCUCAUUGUUUUGCUUGUCAAGUUCCUUUCCCCAAAGCUUCAGAAGCGUCUGAUCAGGAUCAGGCAGCAUCUUCCAUGCGCUUUGAGUGCCCUUCCUGUAAACUUCACUUUUGUAUCGAUUGUGAUAUUUUUGCCCAUGAACAAUUACAUGAAUGUUUCGGCUGUCAAUGCUCUGAUAAUUGAAUAAUGAUCUCAUGAACAUACUUAUCUUUCACUUUAUUUUUAUUCCAUUUACACAUAUUGCAGGAACGGUUUGCUUUAUUUUCUGAUCUUGGUUAAAUAAAAUAAACCUAUAACAAUAAAAUUUAUACUACAAUAGAAAGUCAUAAUCUGGUCGACUUAUAUGGUAGAAUGUACGAAGAAUUUAGAAACUAUAUGUACGGAUAUUACAUUUCAAGAGAUGAGGAGGCUUAAUCAAAACCAGUGUUCGAAACGAACUGUGGGUUCUGGGUUUUCCAUUUCUCGGCAAGGAAUGCGACCUUUUGGCCAUAUUUGCUUCCGCGAAGAGAUACCAUAUGCUUUUUUAUAUGCGUAAUCACAGUUGUGCGGUCACUGGGUUGAGCAAGCUGAAUUAUCUGUUGGAUUAAAUAGUUACCAUAUUGGUCUGAUGCAAUGUCAAUUAAUGGCUGUCUUGUUCGAUCCAUUCUGGCGUUCGUGAUUUGUUUUAGAUAUAAAGAAAUAAAAUCCCUUGGGCCAAACUUAAUUGCUUUUUCCAUGACCUUGGAGGCAUAUUGAUCCACACUAUACUCUGUAGCCCGUAGAAGCAGAGCACCGACCACGCGUCGUAAAGCUUCGCCUUGUGAAUUCUCAACCAUGUGUUGAAUUACCCAAUUACCCCAUUGACCACGUACAAUUAGGUCAAGGUGCAGAAUGACUUCCUCAAUGCAAUCUUGCUUAUCCUUCUCAACGCAAUUUUCAAACAUGUUUUGAACAACCAAACUUCCAUUUUCUCCUAGAGCUACCUCAUGCCAUUUUCCUUUUAAGGCUAUAUUUACUCGGUCCAUAACAUUCACUGGAUAUUUGAACCAACGUGUUUCAAAGAGUUUUUGCCAAACAUGACAAGCAUAAUGAUGCAUUAUAGUUUCAUUAAUCGUUAAGAACAAUUCCUCCAUCAUGGAAUACUUGAUAUCUUCGUCGAUAUUAUCAAAUGCUUUCUGUACGACAUGACAUCCGAAAGGAUCAGUUGCCAAUUUGUACAUAUUCCCCAUGAUAGUAGAACCAAUAACUCGAAUCUGAUGAGGGGUGCCAUGUUCAAAGCAACGUUGAAUUAAGAAAUUACCAAAUCUAUUCAACAUCAACGGACAGGCCUGAACUAAUAUACAAUCUAUGAUAGCUUGUUUAAUCUCAGGAGAUGCCAUCUUUAGUUUUUGUUGAAGGAAAAUAGAGGAUUGCUGAUCAUUGUUUAAUAUAAUUUUGUUAACAAUAAUAUUCCAAUCGUAAACAGCAUUUCUUUCAGAUAACUUUCUGUAGCGGAUAGCAUUUUCACGAGGAUUUGUAGAGUCAUUAACAAUAGGCAAUGCUGCAUUGUUAGAAGGAUCCCAAAUUGACGGUACAUUUGAACCG